GCCCGGAGGGGCCUGGGCUUGGGCCGGCUCUGCUCGUGGAGGCUGCCUGGUCCUCCUUUGUCUGCGGGGUGGGCUCCCGCGCUGCUCUCCUUCCCGCCCGAGCCUUUGGGCUGCUCCCCACGCCCCCUGGUGACUGAAGCGCAGACAACACGGCAUUGGUGGCAAUUAGCGGGCAGGCGGCGCGACCCGAGCCUGCGAGGGGCCGAGCUCCGAGGCGAGGGGGGCACCGGGGGCCCCGGGCUGCGCGCGGCACAGCCGCCUCUGCGGAGCGCACGGCAGCCUACUCUGCGUGUGGGCGCACGGCGGCCGCGGGCGGCGGGGGAUGCGCGAAGGAUGGUGAAGACCAAGGGCGCCGCUGGAGCGGCCGCUAAACCGCGGGCGAGGAGCCGCCCGGCCACCGAGGCCAGCGAGGAGCCGCUCGCCACCCCCCCGGGCAAGGGUAAGGGCCGGCCAGGGAGAAAGAGGAAGCUGCCGGUCCCGGACCAGAAAGCCGAGGAGCCGCCAUUGCCUCCGGCCCCCUUGGAGAGCUGCUCCCUGGAUCUGGGCGGGCAGCGGGAGCGCUGGGUAAAGUUUCAGAAGCGCCAGAGCCUGACUUGCGAGGGGGCAGCCAAACUCCUCCUGGACACCUUCGAAUACCAAGGUCUGGUGAAACACACCGGAGGCUGCCACUGUGGGGCGGUUCGUUUUGAAGUCUGGGCCUCUGCGGAUCUGCAUGUUUUUGAUUGCAACUGUAGCAUUUGCAAAAAGAAACAGAACAGACACUUCAUUGUUCCAGCUUCUCGAUUCAAGCUUCUGAAGGGCACCGAGAACAUAACUACGUACACCUUCAACACUCACAAGGCCCAGCACACGUUCUGCAAGACCUGCGGGGUGCAGAGCUUUUACACGCCUCGGUCCAACCCUGACGGCUAUGGAAUCGCUCCCCACUGCCUGGAUGAAGGCAGUGUGCGCAGCAUCGUCAUCGAGGAAUUCAACGGGAACGAGUGGGAGAAGGCGAUAAAGGAACACAAGACCAUUCAGAGCAAGUCCAAAGAGUGACCCCUUCUCCUGCCUCAGCUAUGCCUGGUCCAUAAGAAUGAGGCACCAAGGGGCAAGGCAACUUGGCCCACCCAAGGAACCUGCAAUGACAUGUUUCUGGGAGCCCGAGGGUUUCCUCCAGUUAUGUCUAAAGCAGGACAGAUUCAAGCAACUCACUUUUCAUAUCGAGAGGCAGCCUGAUACAACUGGUCCUAGAGGCUAGUGUUCUUUCUUGGACCAAGCAGCCCAUGCCUAAGUCCUUGGGCUGCAUGGUAUCCCUCCCCUCAGCCCAAUCUGUGGUCCAGAUCAUUUCACGUUCCCCCCCUUCCCUCCCCCCCCCCCCACUUUCAUGUGAGCUUUUAGGGACAUGAGCCUCCUUUGGUUUUUAUUAAAAAUAAUUAUUACUGUGGUUCCUCA
Molecule: messenger RNA, 1434 nt
Organism: Monodelphis domestica (gray short-tailed opossum)
Lineage: Eukaryota; Metazoa; Chordata; Mammalia; Didelphimorphia; Didelphidae
Gene: CENPV
Product: centromere protein V
Molecular function (GO): carbon-sulfur lyase activity
Source: RefSeq, a predicted model, not a curated record